CCGUUCUUUGAAAUUCAAUUCCUCGACGCUACAAGAUUAAAAAUCAACUCAAAAGAAAACAGCUUUCUCUAAGCUGUACACGCCGAACACCCUUCACGCGUUUGCCCUCUUUCACUUCACCCUCCCCAGAAAUACUCUUUAUAAACAUAAAAAAAAAUCACAUCCUUUUGUUUCUCCUCUCGCAAAACCUCAAAAAAAUGUCGUCUUUAACCUUAAAUCUCCUGUUUUUCUUCAUCUUUGCUACAAUACCCUUCGCCAACUCCCAAACACCAACACCAGAAGCACCAGCUCCAGCAUCCAGUACUUGCAAUGGCAUCUUCUUAUCAUACCAGUAUAAUGGGGGAUCACAGAUCAAACCAACAGACCCCACACUCCAACCCUACAGAUUUAAAUCAACGCUAACUGUGCAAAACAACGGCCGUGAUGAACUUAAAUCAUGGAAGGUUUUUGUGGGUUUUCAAAAUGAUGAGCUUUUAGUUUCUGCUUCUAAUGCUGUUCUCGCCGAUGGUACUACCUUGCCUGCUGCUGUUGGGAAUGGUACUGUUUUCGCUGGUUUCCCAAUGACCGAUUUGAAAACUGCUAUUGAGACUGCUGGCGAUGACACUCAAACUAGUGUCCAGGUUCAGUUUUUAGGGACUCAGUUUGGAGUUCCUUUGAAGGAUGUGCCUUGGCCUUCUAAUAUUUCUCUUGCUAAUGAUGGCUUUGUUUGCCCUGCCACUACUAAAGAAGGAAGCAUCAUGUUUGUUUGCUGCACUAGAGACCAAAAAUUUAAAACAAACAUCACUUUAGAUGAAGAGUUCUUGCCCCGCCAGAAUGGAGAUCUUACAAUCAUGUAUGAUGUGAUCAGAACAUACGACUCGAGUUAUUGGGCACAGGUUUCUAUUGCAAACCAUAAUCCUCUUGGUCGACUUGAUAACUGGAAAUUGAGCUGGGACUGGAUGAAGGAUGAAUUUAUCUAUUCCAUGAAAGGGGCUUAUCCUUACAUUCUUGAUUCUACUGACUGCAUAUAUGGUCCUCAAGGUAAAUACUACGGGGCCCUAGACUUUUCCAAUGUAUUAAACUGCGAGAGAAGGCCAACGAUAGUUGAUUUGCCUCCAACAAAGGCUAAUGACACAACCCUUGGAUUGAUCCCUUUCUGUUGCCGAAAUGGUACUAUCUUGCCACCAUCCAUGGAUCCAAGCAAGUCGACUUCAGCUUUCCAGCUCCAGGUUUAUAAAAUGCCUCCAGAUCUCAAUCGCUCUCAGAUCUCACCACCACAGAACUGGAAGAUCAAUGGCACACUUAACCCUGAUUAUCAAUGUGGACCUCCUGUUAGGGUGAGCCCUAGCCAAUUCCCUGAUCCAUCUGGCUUACCAGCGAAUAAAACUGCAGUUGCCAGCUGGCAGGUGGUGUGUAAUAUCACCCAUCCCAAGGGAGCAAGCCCUAGAUGCUGUGUUUCAUUUUCUGCUUACUACAAUGAUUCUGUUAUCCCUUGCAACACUUGUGCUUGUGGGUGCCCUAGUAACACUGCCCGUACUUGUAGUGCUACUGCUCCAGCUGUUCUUCUUCCACCACAGGCACUUCUCGUUCCUUAUGAGAAUCGGACUGCCAUGUCUGUAGCUUGGUCUGCUCUCAAACAUCGGGCUGUGCCAAACCCAUUUCCUUGUGCAGAUAAUUGUGGAGUUAGUAUCAACUGGCACUUGUUUACUGAUUAUAACCGUGGAUGGAGUGCAAGAAUCACACUCUUCAAUUGGCAAGAAACUUCAUUCCCUGAUUGGUUUGCUGCAGUGCAAUUGGACAAAGCUGCUGCUGGUUUUGAAGCUAUGUACUCAUUCAAUGGAAGCAUGCUGGAGAUGGAUGGUGUCAACAACACCAUAUUAAUGGAGGGGCUUCCAGGGUUGAACUAUCUUGUGGCAGAGACUGAUGGAGCCAACCCACAAAAGGAUCCUAGGGUUCCUGGAAAACAACAGACAGUGAUCUCAUUCACUAAGAAAAAUAUACCAGGAGUGAAUAUUGCUGCUGGGGAUGGGUUUCCUACAAAAGUGUUCUUCAAUGGGGAAGAGUGCUCACUCCCUUCAAUAUACCCAACAAGCAACAGCAAUGGAAAGGGAUCGACCAUGAUAUUAUCAAUUCUCCUGGCAGCUGUGGUGGUGUUGUUGAUACGGCAAUAGUUGUCGGAUGUGAGAUUGCUUGAUUUUGUAGCGGCUUCUGAUUCUUUUCAUUCUUUCAUUGCUUUGAUGGAUGCAUGCUUGACCAGGAGCUUUGACAUUUACCAGAAUCACUAGAAGAUAUGCAUGCAGAGCUUGGUACAUAAAGGGCAGGUGUUGAUUUGAUUGUAUCUGGUUGGUGUUAUAUACGACUCCGGGACAUCAAUUUUAUAAUGCUAAUGCACAAUUUGAUUAUAUAUCUAGUUCUUAUUGAAACAUGAUUGUUUGUUUGGUUUGAUUUUUUCUGCUAUAUUUCAUCUACCAUCUCUAUUCUAGACUCUAGAUACCUUUCUUACAUAUAAACUACCUAUUUGUUCAUAUGCUUCUUUUCUAUUGUUUUUUUUACUCUGGAGGUUCCAUCUUAUUUGCCAGAGAUGAAUUGCUGCUUAAAGAAAUUUUGUUUAGAUCUGUUGGUUUGAAUGUUUGUUAGAUUUCAUGAGAAACACUGUUGCUAACAAUCUCUUGCACUGAAAUUUUCAAGCUCAUAUCUGUUAGUGUUGUAUAUUUAUUUUGGCUGGAUUGAAUUGAUACUUACCUCUAGUGGUGGCUCUUCGCUUGCAAAUCUUCCAAUAUUUGACAGCCUACGUAAACCAGGUCAGUAUUUCUCAAGUGUGAAUUCCGUCUAUCGGCAGGACAAGUUUUUCUAUCCUCGGUUUAUCUACACCACUGAUUCUCACAUUAUUUCUUCAAUAUAAUCCAUUGUCUGCGCUCUUGUCUGAUCAACUUGAUCCCUUUAAGUUCACACAACGAUGGUUCUUAUUUUGAUCAACUUGUUGCAAGCCAACACUAUCCUUUAAUUGUCAGCAUGAAAAAACUGGAGAAUGAUUCUGGCUACAGCUGCUUUGGACUUCCAUUAACUAGGGUCAGCUCAGGGCCGAUGUGCCUAGAAUGAUGAGAGGAGGAUUUUUGUACAUUGUAAAUGGUGGACUUUAAUCAUGAUCUCACAAGUUCUUUAUCUUGUUUCUCAACCACUGAGCCACCUUUUCUUGUACCUAGAAACACGAGGCAGCUUUAUUGAUAGAGAAUAUCUAGGUGGGCACAUGACAGCAUCACUUGUGCUCUUAACUGCACAAUCUCCCUAAAUGCAUUCUAUUAAAUGAUGGUGAAAAGGUUCCUGCAACCUAAAUGUGGAGCUCUCUACAUUUUACGGCAUGUGCAUGCUAGUCGAAGAAUCCUGACUAAUCCAGAAUGCUGGCUAUUACUUGCAACAAACGCUCACGCUCCAUGCAACGUCAAAUAGCACAGCACAAAAAUCGAGGUUCCAGUAUGAAAUUGCAGAUCAAGGGAGAAGAAAACAAGGACCUCCUAAAAUUACUAGAAAAAAUCCAGGGAAAGACAUACUCAGACUUUGUGUCUAGAGCAAUCAAAUGGAAUAUGUACAUCAAGGUCAAUCCCUUAAUUAAUAAAUAUAAAUAAAAAAA
Molecule: messenger RNA, 3607 nt
Organism: Populus euphratica (Euphrates poplar)
Lineage: Eukaryota; Viridiplantae; Streptophyta; Magnoliopsida; Malpighiales; Salicaceae
Product: COBRA-like protein 7
Exons: 2
Coding region: 198-2150 (650 amino acids)
Biological process (GO): cellulose microfibril organization
Cellular component (GO): membrane
Source: RefSeq, a predicted model, not a curated record